Epithele typhae is the source of this 1125-nucleotide messenger RNA. RefSeq lists its product as uncharacterized. Lineage: Eukaryota; Fungi; Basidiomycota; Agaricomycetes; Polyporales; Epitheliaceae. The transcript has 4 exons. The record is from RefSeq and is a predicted model, not a curated record. The coding region runs from base 1 to 1125 and encodes 374 amino acids.
AUGGACCUCGUCACCGUCGUGGACCGCAACACCACCCUCACCAUCCUUCCGCCCGAACCGACCGACGACAAGCAUGCGUUCAACCGGCCCGCAACGAUCGUCAUGGCCGCUACGGAGGCCCCGCCGGACUACGACUCGUCCUCGUCUUCGCCGACAUUUGUGAGCGGCGAGCACACAACGAGGGUCAAGCCCGUCCCGCUCGAGCCCGUCACGUUCAAGUACGAGUCUCCGACGCGGGGCGUCGCUCGACCCACAGUCGAAUCUGCUCCGUGGCUAGAACGGGCGCACGUGUCGCCCUCGAUGCUCAGGUAUUCGCAGACGGCGCAUUUCGACCCCAGUGCCGUCCUGGAUCGGUUCCCCGCGACGAACCGCAUCACCGUCUUCUCUGGGAAGGAUCCCAUACGCGGGACGUAUGUCAUCGAUCCGCAGCUCAUGACGCUACAUUCUACGAAUAUGUUCAUCAAGCACAAGCACAUGCGCACGCAGCGUAUCUUACAUGGCGCGGAGAUGUCGAAUGUCCGGGGAGCCGGCCGCGAGCAGGACGGCUGGAGCUGGGACCAGGCCAUCAAGCGCGUCAACGAUCGCACGCUGAGCGCGGCUUUUACGAGUCGCAGAGGGCCAAUUUCGUUGGACCUCAUUAUUGCAGCGACUGUCCGGGGCUCCUGGAGCGCGGUACCGGACGGACGAUGGCCCGCCCCUAUAUCAGUGACCACGAAGCAAGGAGACAUUGCUCUAACUGUGGUAUGCCGCGAUGCCGACUUGAACACUUGGCGCAACAUCCUCGUCCUGAUGCCUCGGUCCUACUCUGGCACAAUUACCCUCCGCACCGGUCGCGAUAUCACCAAAGAGAACGCCUGCUUUCUCCCAAAGCUCUCUCAGGAAGUCCGCGUGCUUCGCAAGUCGGUCCGCGAGGUGGUCGCGUCCUUUCGCGCGCCGAACGCUGGGCAGCAGCCGCAGCAGUCCAGUUCAGAGCAGCAGAUUCCAUCGCAGGAUUACUGCAUGGUCACGUCGAAGCGAGGACGCAUAGCGGUGGGCCUAUGGGGCCUGGAUGAGGCGGUUGGGUGGGACAGACAGCGAAUAGAGCUUCAUGGAAGAAGAGAGUCGGGGGCGAAUUUCUACCUCUGA